This is a messenger RNA of Phialemonium atrogriseum, 1137 nucleotides long. Its product is annotated as vacuolar protein sorting-associated protein 20. The record is from RefSeq and is a predicted model, not a curated record. The transcript has 3 exons. Bases 204 to 848 code for a protein of 214 amino acids. Lineage: Eukaryota; Fungi; Ascomycota; Sordariomycetes; Cephalothecales; Cephalothecaceae. Gene Ontology annotation, cellular component: ESCRT III complex; multivesicular body. Gene Ontology annotation, biological process: vesicle budding from membrane; late endosome to vacuole transport via multivesicular body sorting pathway.
CCCGACUUACUACGCACACCCCACAUUACCACGGCUGGUUUCGGUUCAGCCACAUUCCGUUGAUAAGGCAUACCGAUAAGACCUCUGACGUCUCGUCCACCCGUCCCGCUACGAUGAGCAGCUUCUAGAUAGUGGUUCAGGCAGGAGUCGAGCAAGAAACUCGAUCGCCCGCCCGCGAUUGUUGAUCUCGUUCUCAUGUCACCAUGGGAAACAAUCCUAGCCGGGUUACGGCGCAAGACAAGGCCAUCCUGGAUCUGAAGAACCAGCGCGACAAGCUACACCAGUACCAGCGACGCAUAACGAUCCUCACCGACCGGGAGACGCAGAUUGCGAAGCAGAUGCUGGCGCAGGGAGACCGGAAGAAGGCCCUACUCGCAUUGCGCCGCAAGAAGUACCAGGAGUCGCUCCUGGCCAAGACGGACUCGCAGCUCGAGCAGCUCGAGCAGCUGACGUCGAGCGUCGAGUUCGCCAAGAUCCAGAAGGACAUCAUCUUUGGCCUCCAGCAGGGGACCAAGGUGCUCAAGGAGAUCCACGCCGAAAUGGGCGGGGUUGACCACGUGGAGAAGCUCAUGGGCGAGACGGCAGACGCCAUCGCCUACCAGAAGGAGGUCAGCGAAAUGCUGGGCGGGAAAAUAUCUAACCACGACGAGGAGGAGGUGGAGCAGGAACUCGAGGCUUUGGAAAACGAGGUUCGCAACGCUCGGCAAGGACUCCCCACCUUGCCGGAAGCUCCCAGCAAAAUAUUGCCGGGCCACGAGGCAGAUAUAGAACCCGAGCCCGACGCCGACAGAGAGCCCCGGCAGCCAACGCGGAUUAAUCAAGGAGAACGGGAAGCAAUGUUGGCGUAAUGGUGUUGUGGUAACGCGUUACGCUACAGUGCUGGGUUUAGGUUUAUGUUACAUAGAGGUUGGCCUGGUACAUGCACUGGGAUAGCGGCGUCAGCCCGGAUGGCCAUUUAUCAGGGGAUUGGUCGUUGGGAUCGGGGGUUUGGGAGAUGAAUCUUCAUUACAAGCCUAGCUAAACAAUGAUAUUAUAGAGGUACAGUAUGUACAUUGGCGUUGAUAAUAACCCCCCGGCCAAGAUACUGCAUUAUUGCAUGACUCGAGGCUCUCUUCCCUUAUUCUAAACACAUUCAGC